Messenger RNA from Blepharisma stoltei, 906 nucleotides. The record is from the annotation of a GenBank genome assembly. Lineage: Eukaryota; Ciliophora; Heterotrichea; Heterotrichida; Blepharismidae.
AUGGCGAAUCAAGAAUGGUGGCAGAAGUAUCAAGGCUUGAUACUUAGUGCAGGAAUUUUCUAUGAGUCUGAAAAUUGGAUGCCUAUAACUCAAAAAUCUGAUAGAGCUUAUGGCGAUCUUGUCACUUAUAGGUUUCACGUUUCAGAGCCUAAAGCACUGGUUUUUAUAUUUCACGGCUCCUUUUCAGCAGCUAGCUAUCAUACUUAUUUGGCAAGCAGACUAUAUCAAGAUGGCUUUGCAGUUUUCGCAAUAGAUCAGCUAGGUCACGGAAAAAGUUCAGGGCCAAGAGGGCUGAUUCUAGAUCUUGAGGCUACUUAUACAAGCCAUAUUGAGUAUAUUGAAAAAGUGAGGGCUUUGUAUCCUGAAAAUCCACCUAUUUUUCUUGCUGGAGAAAGUUUGGGAGGGACUAUUGCUUUAAGCAUUGCUUUAAAGAUCCCAAAUCUUAUUAAAGGGCUGAUCCUUUAUGCUCCAGGAAUCAGUAAUGGGCCUAAACUGUCCUCAUGUAAUAUAAAAAUAAUGAGAUUUCUAACCUGGUGCAAGCCAAGCAUAACUAUCCCCAAAAUGAGCUCAGAUCUCUUUUCAAGGAACCCUGCCCAUGGAAGCUGAUGGGAUGAUAACCCUGAUUGUUAUUCAGGAGCAAUAGAAAUGAGAAGCAUUCUUACUAUGGUAGACGCAUUAAAUAAGCUCAGCAGGCAGCUUUAUGGCUUAACAACCCCAUUUAUAUAUUUUCAAGGAGGAAAAGAUCAGUCCUGUGAUCCUGGUCAUGCCCGAGAUUUUGUGAGCAGCUGUGCAGUUGAGAACAAAGAAUUCGUGUUUUAUGAAGAAAUGUAUCAUGCGAUUGGAAAUGAGCCUGAAUUUCCGGAGAUAGUCGAUAAAACUCUAAGAUGGAUGAAUGAUAGGAUUUAA